Messenger RNA from Enterobius vermicularis (human pinworm), 285 nucleotides. The record is from the annotation of a GenBank genome assembly. Lineage: Eukaryota; Metazoa; Nematoda; Chromadorea; Rhabditida; Oxyuridae.
AUGCCAGCCGCGGGUACCACUGACGAAAAUGGAAGAGGUCUGGAAGGAAUGCACACUCAGACUAACCAUGAAAAAGAAGACGAGCCAGAAGCAGUACUUGCCUACAAAAUGGCUCAAUUCAGAAGUAACAAAGAAGAAAUUUUUGAGUUAGGAAUUCUGACCUGUAACAUUCUCGACGAAAGCUACUCGACGGUACAGACGUAUUUGGGAACGUCUUUAGAAAAUUAUGGGACCCUGAUAUGUAUUUUCUCACGCCCGAUAUGUAUUCCUAUUUAUUUGAUUUAG